Messenger RNA from Corticium candelabrum, 356 nucleotides. RefSeq lists its product as uncharacterized. The coding region runs from base 7 to 318 and encodes 103 amino acids. The transcript has 3 exons. The record is from RefSeq and is a predicted model, not a curated record. Lineage: Eukaryota; Metazoa; Porifera; Homoscleromorpha; Homosclerophorida; Plakinidae.
UUUCAGAUGAAAGGCAAAUCUGCUGGCUGCAAUGUUCAAGAAAAUCAGGUCGAGAGUUUAACUCAGAAGACAGCAGGACUGCAGCUAAUCAACAGGAAAAGGGCAAUCACUGACUUGACAGAAAACAGCUUUCAUCACGAAGAGAGCACCACCUCUCCGGAUAAACGUUUGUACUCCAAACGUCUGGCAAAGCGAGCUUUAGAAAGAAUGGGAGCACCACCUCCAGCUGAUUGUACUCAUGACUCAGAACUGAUCGAGAUGGACAGUCAACCAAAACGACGUAAACAAAGCAUCAGUAAGAAAGCAAUUCGAGUGUGACUGUUGUGAGACGACAUACCAUUGAAGGUGAUAGAGUG